UCAGCCAAACUUUUUGAGACAAAAAGGUAAAGAAAGUACACAAAGCUGUCAUGGCCAAGAUAAUUUCCCAAGACACCUUCGAUGGUGUGGUCCAGGAGAAUGUGCUGGAGUUCUCCAUGAGCCCGGCCGAGGCAAAAGAGGAGACAAUCAAACAGUUCGAGGCACAGGGAAUAAAUCUGGCCAACAUUAUUAAAGAUUUGGCUGUCAAUCCGCAAUCCGGCAAACCCUUAAUCAACGAGAUGGUGGACAAAAUUAAAACGCAUAUAGGCCAGAAGGAGGCGGACACUCCCCAGCUGCUGGAUCAACUGGCAAUCUUGGACGAGGAGUGCCAGAAGUCGCUGGCGCACCGGGUACUUGCGGGAAAGAAUGGAGCUCACGAUGCAUUGAUCACUUUGCUAGAACAGACCCUGGCCGCGGCAGAGACGGAGCCAGAGAGAGACCAACAUGAUGCUGUGCUGAAAAAAUGCCUGCAGGCCGUCAACAGUUUGACAAACAAGCAACCGGACUUGUUCGAUGCGGAGGCAAUGGCUGUGGUCCUGAAGCUGCUGGCACUCAAGCAGGAGAAUCGACUGGAGAUUACCAUCCUGACGUUGCAGUGGUUGCAGAAAGCCUGCAUCAUGCAUGAAGUUAACCGCCAGAACAUAAUGAACACACCUGCUCUGAAGCUGCUGAAGCCGCUGCUGACCAAGGACAAUGCUCGCCUGAUGAGCGAGCUGACUGCCGUGUUCCGCUUCCUUGUGCUAGACGACGACAUACGCAUGGAGUUUGGCUGCGCCCACGAGCACGCCCGGCAAAUAGCCAACGAGUUUCUCCUGCCACUUGUGGAGCUGCUGCCGGCAUACCAGGAAGUGGAUGUGCUGGGUGACUUACUGCUCACCAUUGGCACACUGGCAGUGCGCCAGGAACUGUGCACUGCUAUCGAUGAGGCGGGCGGCCUGAAGACUAUCUUUGAGAUCAUGAGCAAUAACCUAGAAGAGGUGCGUUUGAACCGCGAAGCCUUGAAGCUAUUGCGAGCCAUGGCCGGUCACGACGCAGUUAAGGCUCACAUUGUGAAUCAGGGGGUGGCGCCCAUCAUCAAACAGCUCCUAGAGACACACCAGUCAAACGAGAAUAUUGUAGCCGCUGCCUUGGCCUGCAUUACAACGCUGACGUUGCGCGUCAAGGAGCACAGUACGGCCUUCUUCGAAACAGGAAUCGCCGAGGUACUUGUAGAGGCUAUGCGUACUCAUUCCAGCAACAAGAUUGUCCAGCGAAACGGGGCCUGGGCCAUACGAAACAUGGUAUCGCGUUCGCGCAGCCAAUGCGAGACUUGGAUCUCGUUUGGUGUCGAGGAUCUACUCAACACGGCAAUGACAGAGCACCCAAGCGUGGCGCAGGACAUUAAGGCCGCUCUGCGGGAUCUAGGCUGCACUGUCCAGCUGCGCGAGGAAUGGACUGGCACAGCUGAGAAGAAGAUUGCUGCCUAGCACAAGCACUCAUUAAUAACAGCGACAAUUGAUUAUGUAUUUUGUAUUUUUAUAACCUAGGUAUAACUUCAUUAUUCUGCAUGCCAGCACGAGCUACACACUCACUCCUACUACUGAUAAAUCGUGCAUUUGCUAACCUAAAAUAUCAUCCUCAAUAGCUAUCGCAAUCUAUUCACAA
Molecule: messenger RNA, 1644 nt
Organism: Drosophila persimilis
Lineage: Eukaryota; Metazoa; Arthropoda; Insecta; Diptera; Drosophilidae
Product: armadillo repeat-containing protein 6 homolog
Exons: 2
Coding region: 51-1466 (471 amino acids)
Biological process (GO): hematopoietic progenitor cell differentiation
Molecular function (GO): protein binding
Source: RefSeq, a predicted model, not a curated record